CUUUUCCUUCCUUUUCAACCACGGCGUUUCCACCCAGCGACUCGUCUUCUUUGUCUUUUUCUGCUGCCGCCGCUGCCAGUAACGCAGCAUCGGGCCUUCUUGCAUCGUACGGAGCCAGCACAGGAGCAGGAGCAGGAGCAGGAGCAGGAGCAGGAGCAGGAGCAGGCUUUGAGUCGCGGUUUUCGUCGAGGGGCAGCAGUUACACCAACCUGCCGCUCCUCGCCGCCUCGUCAUUAUCGGCAUCAUCAUCAUCAUCAUCGCCCACUCCAGGACCCCAGCAGUAUCAGCAACAGCAUCAACAGAGCGGCGGCAGUGGCGGAAUGUCGGCGUCUCCAACCGCGUCAAUGUACUCGCUCUCGGCGUCGACCAGCACGACGACCGCCACCACGACGCUGCAUCCAAACAACCACCUCACUCUGGGCGACGGCAGCAGCAGCAGCAGCAUCAGCAGCAGCGGCGGUGGUGGUGGUGGUGUCGGUGCGCGGCACUCUGGCUCCUACUACACUGCGACCUCGUCACCGUCGCAGCACCCUCAGAACGCCCUCCUCCACCCCUCAGGCUCGGGCUCAGGCUCGGUCUCAGGCUCAAGUGCAGCGAUGCAAGGGCUUAACGCAGGCUCUGGCGUGGCUCACCAACAGCAUCAGCAGCAGCAGCAGCAGCAGCAGCAGGUCAAUACUGCCUCGUCACCAGCGUUCGGAUUCACGCUCAACGCAAGCAACAGCCAUCAUCACCACACGACAAGCGCGACAAGCAUGACAAGCAUGAUGAGCUCGGGCAGUACACACAGCAGUAGCGGCGCCGUCAAUGGCAAUACAACCAGCACUGCUGCGACUGCGACUGCGACUGCGAGCGAGGCCGUCGCUGCCACUGCGGCACUCGCGUCGACCGCGGGCCUGCCUGCGCUCGAAGGGCGGAUGCACAAGUGGACCAACUACCUGCAUGGCUGGCAGGAACGCUACGUGCAGCUGUCGGGCGGCGUCCUGUCCUACUUCAAGUCGCAGGCGGACGUUGCGUACGGCUGCCGUGGCUCGAUGAACCUGCGCGAGGCCGUCGUCCUCGUCCACCCGUACGACGAGCUCAGGUUUGACGUGGCCCUGCAGGACUCGGUCUACUACCUGCGCACACAGUCCAACGACGACCGCGAGCGCUGGGUUGAAGCCAUCGAAACGUCCAAGACCACGCUCAUCGAAACAAUGUCCAUCAGCUCGGCAGGGAGCGUCCGCAAGAAGCAGUCGGCCAAGUCGCUCGCGUUUGCAGCGUCGCUCAAGGCCAAGACGCUCAAGGAACGGCUGUCAGAGAUGGAGAGCUACCGCGACAUUCUCGGCAAGCAGUCCGACCAGCUGCUCUUGUACUAUGAGCAACUCCUAGCCUACCACCAGCAGCUCGCCAUGGCCAGCGUCUCCAAUGUUGCCCAGCUGAGCGAAGGCGACGGCCCGCUGCCCCCGCCCCCGCCACCCCCGAUCGACGAGAACGAGCUCCGCGAGGAAGUCAUCACCUACAAGGCCACCUCCUCGGGCAUGGUCACCGCGCUCGAUGAAGUCAUCCAAGAGGUCACGAAGAAGGACGAGGAGUUUGCAAAGCGGUACGAGCACGAAGUGGAGCGACGGCGCCAAGUGGAAGUCGAGCUGGCCAAUCUGCGCUCGACCAAGCGGCCCAUGCCUGCGAUUCAAAACAAGCUUCCUGGGCCUGAUAUGGAGGAAGGUCCCCAUUCGUCCCUGAAGGAUGACGAGUUCUUUGACGCAGUGGAGGCUUCCUUGGACAAGAACGACGCAUUCCAAAUGGAAGAUCAGACUGCACGCCAGCUGGCAGCUGGAGCACAUCUCGCUCCGCUCGGCAAGCACCGAUUUGCGGACGUGGUCACCAAAGGUCUUGCGGAAGCAAAGCAGUUUGAAUCGGAAGACGUGGAGCACGACAAGCUUUGGUCUGUGGUGCUGGAAGAAAACACGACAAAGGUUUGGCGUCGCGAAAUUGAAGACGCCAAUGGCGCGCUCUUGUUCGAUCGACUUCGGGCGCAUUGCGAUAUUCCCGGUGUUUCCGGGCGCGAGGUGGCAGAUGUAUUUUACGAUGAGGAGAAGCGACACAAACUGGAAGAUGCCAUUUCGGAACACCAGCGCACCCUCGAGCUGCUCGAUACCAAUACGUACAUUCAACAGGUCUUGUACAAGAAGGUCUGGCCUGCAGCGCAACGCGAAGCCGUGUGUAUCGUUCAUCUUGAGCAACUAGGCCGAUUUGACUGGGCUGCAUGCUGUUGGUCUGUCGAUCACAAAGACGCCCCGGCCGACAAAUACUGUCGUGUUACCACAAGUGCCUCGCUGAUCUGCCGAACGCGCUUCCAUCCAAGUGUCGACGUGAGCAAAAUCACUGACCUGUCUGCAGUUCCCCGUGACAAGAUUUCCGCGCACGUCAUGUAUACGGCCUGCGUCAAUCCCGGUGGCUGGGCGCCCAUCACUGUCGUGCGUGCUGUUGCCAAGCGUGAAUAUCCAAAGUUCCUCCGUCGCAUCGAGCAGAUUGCCCUCAGCUACGUCAAGCCCGGCUCUCCUCUCGUUCACUAGUAGUACUAGCGUAGUGUAGUGUGGAGAGGAGUUGGAUUUUGUGUUGCUCAUUGCAAUUGCGCAGUCACCCCUUUUGUUGGUUUCCGCUUGCAUCCGAUUGUGACUGUGUUGUCUUCCCUCUUCCUUUUCUUUCUUGUAUUUCCGAAAUUACCAAAGUCGUUCUUGUUGUUGUUGUUGAAUCUGUGCAAAUCUCCGUUGCUGAGCGCGGUUGAUACUUGUU
Messenger RNA from Capsaspora owczarzaki ATCC 30864, 2772 nucleotides. RefSeq lists its product as hypothetical. Lineage: Eukaryota; Filasterea; Ministeriida; Capsasporidae. Gene Ontology annotation, cellular component: Golgi apparatus. Gene Ontology annotation, biological process: ER to Golgi ceramide transport. Gene Ontology annotation, molecular function: phosphatidylinositol-4-phosphate binding. The record is from RefSeq and is a predicted model, not a curated record. The transcript has 5 exons. The coding region runs from base 321 to 2552 and encodes 743 amino acids.